Molecule: messenger RNA, 2499 nt
Organism: Magallana angulata
Lineage: Eukaryota; Metazoa; Mollusca; Bivalvia; Ostreida; Ostreidae
Exons: 2
Coding region: 775-2037 (420 amino acids)
Molecular function (GO): protein binding
Source: RefSeq, a predicted model, not a curated record
GUGAAAAGAAGUGAUUAAUUUCCUAAGUGGCUAGCCAGUGGAGAAUGUGGAUGGAUUUGUUUACAGUUAGAAGGACAUUUCAGGCCACUGCUGAUUUGUUAUACUUAGUUAACACUAGAUGUCUGACUCAUCUAUAGUCACACCUACGUAUAUAUAUGAAACUCUGAUGUGCAAUCAUUGAUAUACUAUUUAAAUCGCACAUGGACUUGCCCACACUUUCGGUUUGAGCCGAGUGUUUGACGGAAACAACUAAAAAUGUUUACAUGCGGAAGUCCAUAAUAAUGGUAUAAGAGUGUAAAAAGUUUUCAUGUUACGGUUUUCAUUGAUUUGAGGCCAUUUAAUUGAUAUUUUCUGUGUACACGGCAGAGGAAUUUCUUAUAGAAUUGUUCAUUGACUGAGACAGUUUAACGCAGUGUGUCGCUCCUUUGAAGUGAGUUGUGGACUUUAAAAUUCCUGCGUGGACCGCAUUAAAGAGGUAGUAUAGUGUCAAUCAAACGCUGAGCGUAGAGUCGCGAGGCGGCUACAGCUGAAAGGAAAGAGGGUCCUACACGUGUCUACAGCUACUGUCACGACAAACGCUCACUGACGCGCAGGAAGGAAACUUGUCACCAAACUCGUAACUUUCUACUUGAAAACAUGGACUUAACAAACAUAUUGGGAAACAUACCAGGAGAAAAAAAUUUACAUUGUCAUAUUCGUUGAAAAAUCUCUUGAGGGAUAUACUUUAAAUAAGUUUUGUGACUUUAUGAAAGUUAAAUCAAUUAAAUCAAGAUCAUGGGUGCUAGCAAUUCGCAGAUAGACUCGGACUUGGAUCCCCGAUACAAUAUUGAGAAGAAUUCCAAACACUGCAGUACUAAUUUUCAAAGACUGCAAUACCAUGGAGUCCGGUACCCUAAAGGCAGGCCAGACCCACCAGAGGGCAGCCCCACGGCUCAAAACAUAACCCAGUCCUCUGUAACACUGAAAUGGACACCUCCCUACGGGUGUCCCACCAGUACCAUACUCGCAUAUCAGGUCGAAGUUUGCCGUGUACAGGACAAACGAUGGAAGAUGGUGACAAACUCAUGUCAGGGGAACACUUACGAUGUGAAAAAUCUGGCACCAGGUACAGACUAUAUGUUUAGAGUCCGGACAGAAAAUGUGUACGGAAAAAGUAAACCCAGUGCUCCAUCGGAGGUGAUUAGGACACUCAGUGAAAACCGAUGGAUGACUGCGAGGGAGGACAAAGAAGCAGACGACAGAGGAGUGAGACUGACCAGAAGACACAGCCAUUACAUCAAAGUGGAAAACAGUGUGUCCAAUCUUCUACAGAAGACUGAUAAAGAGGAAGAAAUGAGUGAAGUGGGCACCAUUCCCUUCAAAAGAAACAGUAGCAUCCGGCACUCCCUUCCUGUGCAGUGUGUCCGCCGGACUUCCCCUCUACCUUCCAGCAUACUGCCAGGAUCCCGGCGGGAGAGCGUGUGUAGUCUGAAAGAUAGGGAGUCCAGGAAAUCCAUUGAAGAAUCCUCAGUGUUCACUGAUGAUACUGAUGAAGUGUCAUCUCUAAAACUUAAAAGAUUCUCACUCGCAUCUACAGAGGAUGAUUCUUGUAAAUGCUCAUCUUCUGCAGCUUCGAUGACAUCAAUUCCAGAGGAGCUGAAUGACUCUAAAGGAGAGAAAGACUCGGACCUCUUCAUAGUGAAAACCCCUCCCCCCACCUGGAGGUACAACUCUCAGUCUCAUGAUAUUCUCUCUGCCCCUUACUCAGAUGACACCAAGCUCGCCUGGGUAACGGAUCAGAAAUCUCCACUACCCAAUCAUCUAAACUCAGAAAACACAUCACCAGUGUGGAGAGACAGACCUGAAAAUAACAAAAACCUCCCAGACUUCCGAUCACUUAGAAAUGCCUUGAAUUCUAAUGAUCUCUUAGUGAAAACUCUUAAUGCUGAUAAUAAUGGAAAUUACUCCACUCUCAAUUCCAAAGGCAAGCUUUAUGAAAAGGUCAUUAAAGAAGAAGAUGAGCACAAUAUUUCAAUGGAUAUUGUGUCAAAUGUAUAGUACAUCAAGACAACUAUUCUUGACCCAUAUUUUACGGGUAGAUCGAGCAUAAUUUUAGGUAACUGUGUCAGAAGGAUCCUUUGCUCUAUGUUCACUACAAAAGACAGAGACAGAUUCGGACAGCAUUUUAUCUAGUCUUUUGUUCCGCCAAAUGACUCCAACUAUUGUGCUUAUAAUCCAAGGCUUAAUCACAACAGAUCUAUUUUAUACUUCAUAGUCUUUAUCAUGUACUUUAAUCCUCAAAAAUGUUAUUGAAGAAAAUAGCUGCAUAUUUUGAUGCAUUCAUAUUUCAAUCUGCGUAUUACAUAUACAGGUGCCUUGAUAAUCAGAAAGGAGAAGCAAUUUAUUUAGUUCAAUAUACCACAGCUUGGAUGUUCUCACCAAAGACUAUUUUAAUACAUGUUCAAUUAUUUAUUGUUAUAAAACUUGUGAAACACUGAAAAAAUGACUUUAGUUUUCUAU